AUGCCUCGUGGAUACGGAAUUGCUGACCCCAAGAACUGGACCGACUUCAAGAUCUAUGACUUCGAACUCAAGAAGGAGACCGACGACGAUGUCGACAUUGCCAUCACCCACUGUGGCGUUUGCGGCUCUGACGUACACACCAUCUCUGGUGGUUGGGGUCCUUUGAACCAUGACUUCUGCAUUCCCGGUCACGAGAUCAUCGGCACUGCUACCAAGGUUGGCAAGAACGUUAAAGGCAUCAAGGUCGGCGACCGUGUCGGUGUCGGCGCUCAGGUUGACUCUUGCGGCGAAUGUGUACCUUGCAAGGACGAACAGGAGCAGUAUUGUCAAGGAAACGGCAAGGUCGGUCUCGUAGACACUUACAAUAGCUCGCAUCAUCACGACGGGAUUCCAACUAUGGGCGGAUAUAGCACCAACAUUCGAACUCAACAGCAGUUCGUCUUCCCCAUCCCCGAAAAGAUCAAGUCCGAGCACGCCGCUCCUAUGCUUUGCGGUGGUCUCACUGUCUUCUCUCCUCUUAUCCGCAACGGUGCUGGCCCUGGCAAGCGUGUCGGUAUCGUCGGUAUCGGCGGUCUUGGCCACUUUGGUGUCAUGUUCGCCCACGCCCUUGGUGCCGAGGUCGUUGCCAUCUCCCAUUCCCCCCGUAAGAGGGAGGACGCCCUCAAGAUGGGUGCCAACGAGUUCGUUUCGACUUCCGAGAACCCCAACUGGGCCGAUGACUACAAGUCCAAGCCUUUCGACCUUAUCAUCAACACCGCUUCCUCCAACGCUGUCGACCUUGCCUCCAUCCUUAGCACCCUAAAGGUCCACGGCCGACUCAUCUGCGUUGGUAUGCCCGAGGACGUCUUCAAGGUCCGAAUCCAGAACUUUGCCGGUAACGGUUGCCUGAUGGGCUCCUCGCACAUCGGUAGCAAGAAGGAGGCUCUGCAGAUGCUUGACUUGGCUGCCGAGAAGGGCAUCGAGCCUUGGGUCGAGGUUCUUCCUAUGAAGGACUGCUCCAAGGCCGUCAAGAGGGUCGAGGAGAACGAUAUCCGAUACCGAUUCGUUCUGGAGCAGGACAUCGAGAAGCACUGA
Molecule: messenger RNA, 1074 nt
Organism: Ustilago hordei
Lineage: Eukaryota; Fungi; Basidiomycota; Ustilaginomycetes; Ustilaginales; Ustilaginaceae
Exons: 2
Coding region: 1-1074 (357 amino acids)
Biological process (GO): alcohol metabolic process
Molecular function (GO): zinc ion binding; alcohol dehydrogenase (NADP+) activity
Source: RefSeq, a predicted model, not a curated record